This is a messenger RNA of Cuscuta campestris, 1398 nucleotides long. The record is from the annotation of a GenBank genome assembly. Lineage: Eukaryota; Viridiplantae; Streptophyta; Magnoliopsida; Solanales; Convolvulaceae.
GCGAGAUGAAAAACAACGAAGAACGGUCCAAAUCAGAGGGAGAGAACUGAUAAGUGGAAGCCGGGAGAGUCAAUCACCACAGCUUCUCGGAGAGCUCUUCCCGCUGAAUGGCAUCGAACGCCGAUUCUGCGGAGCCAUUCAAGCCCUAUAAGCUCAAGCAAACCCUAAUCGGCCACAAAUGCGCCAUCUCCAGCGUCAAAUUCUCCGACAACGGCCGCUUUCUCGGCACCUCCUCCGCCGACAAGACUGCGCGCGUCUGGUCCGUCUCCGACGGCGCUCUCGUCCACGAGUUACAGGGCCACGACCAGGGCAUCUCCGACGUCGCCUUCUCCUCUGACGGUCGGUACCUGGCCACCGCCUCCGACGACAAGACCCUCCGUCUCUGGGAUGUCGCCACCGGCUCCGUCGUCAAAACCCUAACGGGUCAUACCAAUUACGUAUUCUGCGUCAACUACAACCCCCAGUCAAACAUGCUCGUCUCUGGCUCUUACGACGAGACCGUGAGGAUUUGGGAUGUCAAGAGCGGGAAGUGCCUCAAGGUGCUGCCGGCUCACUCGGAUCCGGUCACUGCAGUGCAUUUCAGUCAGGAUGGGAAAUUGAUUGUAUCUAGCAGCUACGAUGGGUUGUGUAGGAUUUGGGAUGCUUCAACUGGGCAUUGUUUAAAGACAUUGAUUGAUGAUGAGAACCCGCCUGUCAGUUUCGUCAAGUUCUCACCAAAUGGAAAAUUUAUUCUGGUUGGAACUUUGGAUAAUACAUUGCGUCUUUGGAAUUACUCGACAGGUAAAUUCUUGAAAACCUACAGUGGGCAUGUAAACUCAAAGUACUGCAUAUCUUCAACAUUUUCCAUCACAAAUGGGAAAUAUGUCGUUAGCGGUUCUGAAGAUAACUGCGUAUAUUUUUGGGAGCUUCAGACGAGACAAAUUGUUCAAAAGCUGGAAGGUCACAGUGACGCGGUUAUAUCAGUAGCAAGCCACCCCACGCAGAACAUGAUUGCUUCUGGUGCCCUUUCGAAGGACAAGACAGUAAAGAUUUGGACUCAAGAGGAUUAAUUUGUUCUCGUAACAAUUUUUUGUAGGCCAAAGGAGCAUCCCUUUGGAAAUCUGGGAUUACGGCACACACCGAAAUAGCACCCAAGCCUGCAAUUUGGCUUAGCAUUUCUCUGCAAUCCACAACCCCUUUGUGUUAUUAUGGAAGAAAGCUUGUGUUCCAUGGUUCUCUCUCUCAUUAUGAUGUUUGGAGUGUGAUGCAGAUUUAUUUAGUGUCAUUUAUCUUUUGUAAGCAAACUUUUUGAAGUGCAAGUUUUAGAUAAAUGAAUUCUAGAUUGUUGUGAGAUAUAUAGCUUUCAGUGGUUCAAUGCAACUACACUUGCAGAGUGGAGAAAAAAGAGCCAAAAUAUUU